Molecule: messenger RNA, 1820 nt
Organism: Durotheca rogersii
Lineage: Eukaryota; Fungi; Ascomycota; Sordariomycetes; Xylariales; Xylariaceae
Exons: 5
Coding region: 387-1820 (477 amino acids)
Biological process (GO): proteolysis
Molecular function (GO): metalloexopeptidase activity
Source: RefSeq, a predicted model, not a curated record
AUGCAGUACCUCAGGUGCUGUCGAGAAGCUACAUCACAAGAUCCGGCGGAAACGCUUGCCUCAGAUAUCAUCUGAGCAAGUUGGCUAAGGCAAGAUGAUAUCUAGCCUGCUCGCGUUUUUGUCUCUAUAUCCCUCCCUCUCCCAAUCUCUGACAUCUCUCUCCCACUCUCUCGAAGUGUAGAUCCCCUUGGCUUCCUCAUCCACCGCCCGCCACAUCGUUAUCUGAAGCCUACCUACCUACUGGUAGCUCUUUAUCGAAUGUCGUUUAUAGUAUACACAUAUUCGAUUAUAUUCGCCUUACCUCCCUUGUCCUCCUUCUUGUAUCUUCUCGUUUUUCCUUGCCUGCGUAUCUACAACAGCAGCCAACCACAGGGACAGGAUACGCCAUGGAGCUAGUCAGCUUUAUGCUGAGCCUCGCCGUCGUGGUUCUUCUAGUAUUUCCUCUGACAGCGGAAGCCGUCGUGGACGAGUGCGAUGGGAUAUUGGUCUCAGAGUUGCUCCCGACCCUCAUCGAUCCCGGCCCCCUUUAUCAGCACCUGCAGACCGUCCAGAGCUUCGCUCACAAAAACAAUGGGACUAGAGUGGUUGGCUCUCGAGGCCAUAACCUUACGAUCGACUAUAUCAUAGGCAAACUUCGCGCCAGAGGCUAUUAUGUCGAGACGCAGCGUUUCAGUGGCUUGGCGCGGGUCUUCGAUGCUGCCAAUCUCUCCAUAAACGGCCACAGUGUCCAUGCCGAAGCACUAGAGUGGUCUCCUGUUUGCAAUUUCACGUCCCUUCCAGUCGUGACUAUGAACCGGACGGGCUGCGAACUGGCACACUACCCCGAUGAAAUCAAUGGUGCUAUUGCACUUGUCUCUAGAGACGGAUGUUCUCUAUCGGAAAAGUCGAAGGCUGCUGGCGAUGCCGGAGCUGCCGUCCUCUUAGUGCACGAGUCUACGCAACUAGUUCCAAGCCUCGAUCGAUGGGAUACCAACCACAUCCCAUCGUUGAAAAUAUCGGACACAGACGUAGAACCCUUCCUAGCUUCCCACGAGAGACUGCGCGGGAACGUCAUGAUAAACACGAAGUAUCGAAAUGUGACCAGUGCCGGCAUCAACGACAAUGGUAGCGGAGUGGCGAGCCUCCUAGAGGUCGCCAUCCAGCUCUCCAGGUUCAGGACGAGCUCGAGGGUCAAAUUCGCUUUCUGGACAGCUGCCGAAUCGGGGUUGCUGGGCUCGAGGCGCUGGGUGGCGGGGACCUACCCAGAGGAACUUCGCAAGAUCCGUCUCUAUCUCGAUAUCAAUAUGGUGGCUUCCCCGAAUGGCGUGCUUAGGAUAUACGACGGGAACGGCACCUUGUCCCGGCGGCCUGGGCCGUUCGGCUCGGCGGCGGCGCAGGCCACGCUAGAAGACGCGUUCAGAGCCCAACGACGAAACUUCAGCAGAACGCAGAUCAACAACCGCAGCGACUACGCUCCUUUCUACGAGUCCCACAUCCCCUUCGGCGGCCUGUUUAGUGGCGCCAACGGGCUCAAGACGGAGGACGAGGCGAGGUUGUUCGGAGGGCACGUCGGAACUACGUACGAUGCCAACUAUCGCCGGCCGGGAGACAACAUCACGAAUGUGAACAUGACAACGCUUCUAGCGAAUGCUAGGACUUUAGCGCAUGCUGUCGGCAUUUACGGCAAGAGCAUCCAGAGCUUCCCCAUUCCCGGUACCUUGCCAGUGCCCGCAGAGGGAGAAAAGGGAGCGGGGGGGUGCCAUAUGGAGCUUCCGACGCAAUCCCUUGGUUGGGUCACGCUGGCCUGGACGGCUUGCUGGGCGUUGUCGUGGGCUCUGUAA